AUGGCAAACCGUCCCUGUAAAUUAUAUUUCGAUGGUUCUAGUCAUAAAAAUGGUACCGGAGUUGGAAUAAUGAUAGUUUCACCCAAACACCAUGUAUUUAAAUAUAACUUUCGAAUCAAUCAAUUUUGCUCUAAUAAUGAGGCUGAAUAUGAAGCCUUAAUUACGGGUCUAGAAAUAGCACUCGAACUGGGGGCAAAAUCCAUCGAAAUUAGAGGAGAUUCUGAACUGGUUCUUAGACAGAUGACUAAAGAGUAUAAAUGCGUCAAGGAAAGUUUGGUCACCUAUCAUGCAAUGGCUAGCACGCUGUUGAAACGUUUCAAUCAUGUGGAAAUUCGGCACGUACCUCGAACGGAAAACCAAGAUGCAAAUGAUCUAGCGCAAAUGGCCUCUGGAUACAAAGUACCAAAAGAUCAAAUGCAAGAGCCGAUAGAGAUUAGAAACAGACGAAAUUUGAUGGACUCAUUCUCUAGCAAAUCGUUAACGCCAAAACUUGGGGGGACUGAAACAUACCAAAAGUUCAUAAAAGGUACAAAUUUCGUCGAAAUUUUUGUCAUUAACGAUUUAAAUGAAGAUGAUUGGCGAAAGCCUAUAGUGAAAUAUUUAGAAAAUCCAGAUGGAACCACUUGUCGAAAGGUGAAAUAUAGAGCCUUGAGCUAUGUAAUAAUGGGCGAUGAAUUGUUUAAAAAGACUUCGGAAGGAGUUUUGCUGAAAUGCCUGAGUGAAACAGAUGCGGUUAUAUUGGCCAACUAUGCUCAAAGAUUGCAUAGAAUUCGCAAAGGGAUGUCAAGGAUGCCAAAAUACGCUGGAAUUCAACGCGUCCCGGCAAGUGAACUUCAUGCAAUAAUCAAACCUUGGCCAUUCAGAGGAUGGGCCUUAGAUGUGAUAGGGGAAAUCAAACCCACCUCAUCGAAAGGAUAUAGAUACAUCUUGGUAGGAAUAGAUUAUUUUACAAAAUGGAUAGAGGCAAUCCCCUUGAAAGAUGUUACUCAAGAGGAAGUUAUAAGUUUCAUCCAGAAGUUCAUUAUCUAUAGGUUUGGUAUUCCAGAAACCAUAACCACAGACCAAGGAUCCGUGUUCACUGGUCGGAAGAUGGCAAAGUUUGCCGAAGAUAUAGGUUUUAAAUUGAUAACUUCAACACCAUAUUAUCCACAAGCAAAUGGUCAGGUUGAAGCAGCAAACAAAAAUAUCAUUGCCAUUAUCAAACGUAAAAUAAAGGCAAAGCCAAAAACUGGCCUGAAGUUUUAG
Medicago truncatula (barrel medic) is the source of this 1245-nucleotide messenger RNA. RefSeq lists its product as uncharacterized. The transcript has 2 exons. Gene Ontology annotation, biological process: DNA integration. Bases 1 to 1245 code for a protein of 414 amino acids. Lineage: Eukaryota; Viridiplantae; Streptophyta; Magnoliopsida; Fabales; Fabaceae. Gene Ontology annotation, molecular function: nucleic acid binding; RNA-DNA hybrid ribonuclease activity. The record is from RefSeq and is a predicted model, not a curated record.